UCAUCCUAUCUCUGGGAAUUAGGAUUACCUUCAGAGGAGCAUGAAGUUAUCACCGAAGAUGGCUACAUUCUUACUAUGUUCAGAAUUCCAAAACCUGGUGCCACUCCAGCACUUCUUAUGCAUGGAUUUAUGGGCACUUCUGACAUGUGGCUUUUAAUGGAGAGGGAUAAUAAUUUGGCAACAAUCUUGGCUGACAAUGGCUAUGAUGUAUGGAUUCCAAACAUGAGGGGAAAUAUCCAUAGCCACAAGCAUACUUUUCUCUCAUCCGCUUCCAAUAAUUUUGAAUAUUGGAAUUUCAGCAUUGAUGAAAUUGCUAAAAAAGAUUUACCUGCAAUUAUGAACCAUAUUACGACUAAUACUGGUAAACAAAAGAUGUUCUACAUUGGUCACUCAAUGGGUUCAACAGCCUUUUUCAUUCUUUGCUCUGAAGAUCCACAAAUAUGUGAACGGUUUCACUCUGCUGUACUUUUAGCACCUAUUGCUUUUCCUCCAGAAAGGGUGCGGCUUCAGACUGUUGAUGUUUUCGUACAGUGGGGAAGUGUUUUAGCGGAGAUGCUCAGAAAAAUAAAUGUGUAUGAAUUUCUUGGCAGUAAUCAACCCUUCAUAAAAUUAUUUCAUGGUUCUUGUGUAUCAGAUUUGUUUAUAUGCAGAGCUGUUCUUCAACUACUGUUUCGUUUUGAUAAAGGAAGUUUGCCUCAUCCAUUAUCUGACUACGUGACGAGCAGUUUUGGGGGUACAUCAGUUAAAGUUUUUGAACAUAUUUCAAGAAUUAUAGCAAGAGAUGGAACUUUUGGCCCAUAUGAUAGCACCAGUGUACUUUACAAAAGACAUCACUCUUCAGUUGAGUAUAAUCUAGAAAAUAUUGAAGUUCCCAUUGGUUUAGUAAGUGGUGCAGACGAUAUUUUUGUUGAUGAAAAGGCAAUGGAUAAACUCAGGCCUAAGCUGAAAAAAAUCAUGUUUGAUAUAGUGGUUCCGGGUCCAUUCAAGCAUUUAGGUUACUUUUAUGAGGUUAAGAACAAUUAUCAAAUGGUCACUGAAAUUCUCCAUCUGCUAAAGGACUUCAGUUAUCGAUCUAAUAGCUUGAUUUAA
Messenger RNA from Nezara viridula (southern green stink bug), 1089 nucleotides. The record is from the annotation of a GenBank genome assembly. NCBI's taxonomy places the organism in Eukaryota, Metazoa, Arthropoda, Insecta, Hemiptera, Pentatomidae.